This is a messenger RNA of Camellia sinensis, 1349 nucleotides long. Its product is annotated as myb family transcription factor PHL7. NCBI's taxonomy places the organism in Eukaryota, Viridiplantae, Streptophyta, Magnoliopsida, Ericales, Theaceae. The record is from RefSeq and is a predicted model, not a curated record. Gene Ontology annotation, molecular function: DNA-binding transcription factor activity; DNA binding.
GAUGGGUACUGUCACCCUAAAUAAUCACCCUACUUUGUUUGGACACCCAAUAAAUAUCUAAAAAAAUUUUUGCCAUUGGGAGGUCUCUCUCUCUCUCUCUCUCUCUAGCUGCCGUCCUCUGCCACAACUCAGCCCUCACCACCACCAUCGUCACCACCAAUAAUUGAAAUUGAAUGAAUGAAUGAUGAUUACAAUCCUCAAUUUCUCGAUUGGUCGUUGAGUUCCGAGGAAGACGAGUCUCUGUUUUUCAACAAUUUCUUCAAAAAACCCCCCUUCAUCUCAUCAUUUCACGUUCUUUCCUCUGCUUUCAAGCCCCAGUAAGAGGAAACUGCUUUCAACAUGUAUCACGCCAAGAAAUUUUCAACUGCAAGCUUAGUGCCACAUAAAUCUCCAGCCCCUGAACAACUUGCAUUAGUUGGAGUUUUGGGUGGAUCUGCAGCUAGAAGUACUGCUCCUGCAGGGGGAGGUGGGGGGAAGCAACGGUUGCGGUGGACUUCAGAUCUUCAUGAUCGCUUCGUAGACGCUAUUACUCAACUUGGCGGACCAGAUAGAGCAACACCUAAAGGUGUUUUACGAGUGAUGGGUGAACCUGGACUUACCAUAUAUCACGUGAAAAGCCAUUUACAGAAAUAUCGCCUUGCAAAGUACCUGCCAGAGUCGCCAGCUGAUGGUUCUAAAGAUCAGAAGAAAGGUUCUGGAGACAGCCUAAAUAGCUUGGAUUCUUCCCAGGGAGUGCAAAUUAAUGAUGCGCUGAGGAUGCAGAUGGAGGUACAGAAGCGUCUUCAUGAACAACUUGAGGUACAAAGACAGUUACAAAUGAGGAUAGAGGCUCAGGGGAAAUACUUGCAGAAGAUAAUUGAGGAACAGCAAAAACUAAGUGGUGUUCUGAAAGCCUCCGAGACAGUUCCAUUACCCAAGGAUCAGCCGCUAGCUCCAUCUCAUUCACACCCACCUCCCCCUCCCAAUGCCUCCAUGAGUUCCUUCUCUCCUCAUAAGAAGCAAAAACUGGAUGACGGGUCCACAGAAGGCGGCCUGCCUGACUUUGUCCCACCAGAAGAGGACUAGAAUCUUGGGCGUGUCAAUCAACAGUCCAUAUAUGCUGAUGAUGAAAUUGUGUUUGGAUUAAAUAUGUCAAAAGAGUUGAAAGGAUAGGAGGAUGAUUGUAAUGGGUAUAGAUGGUUUUCUUGGGAUGAUUGUUAAUGUAGUGAUAAACCCGUUUUUCAUAUAGAUCAUGUACUGGUAAUCCAUUUGUAAUUAUAAUUAAACACGUAUGUAGUGGUUAUUCCUAUUGUUGUUGGUAGUCUAUUGGUUACAUUUGUUGGAAAAUAGAGUUAAGGGUUUGAGAGAAA